AUCGGCGAUGCAUUCGCAGGGUACCACCUCGGGAUACUGAACACAGCACUUUUCUGGGUCACCAAAGAUCUGGGCCUGGACUUCACCAGCCAGGGAGCAGUGGUGGUGUCUGCAGUGGUGGUGGGCGCAGUUGUGGGCUCCCUCUUUGCUGGCCAGGCUGCAGAUGCGCUGGGACCCAAGAAGGCGUUGCUGAUCAACAAUGCAUGGCUCCUGGUGGGGACAGCUCUCCAUGCUCCUGUGGCUUGCCAUGCAGGCCGUGCUUUGGCAGGAGUGGGAGCGGGAGCGGCUUCACUGUAUGUCCCUCGGUACAUCUCGGAAGUUGCACCCAUCUCCAUCAGGGGCGCUCUGGCCACACUGAACCAGGCAUUCAUCUGCGUUGGAAUUUUGGUGGCAUACCUGGUGGGCUUGCCUUACCAGCACAACAAGCCUCAGACUGUCGUCGUGGGGUCCCACCUUGUCUCCUGGUGGCGCGUCAUGUUCCUCUUCGGCAUGAUCCCUGCAUUUCUGCAGGCAGUGGGAUUACUGUUCACGCCGGAGAGCCCAGUGUGGCUGAACUGGAAGGGCAGGCGGGCCACGGCCCUCUACAAUGAGCACCGGCUCUUGGGGUCUCUGUGGCGGGAAGAGGGUGAGGUGGACCAGACAUCCAACCUGGAGGAGCCUCUGCAAGGCGAGGAAGCUGCAGAGGGUGGAUGGGGCUCGCUGCUGAAGAGGCGCUAUAGGAGAAUCAUGAUCCUGGCCGCUGCCCUCCCCAUUCUGCAGCAGGCAUCAGGCAUCAAUACCGUUGUGUUCUACUCCUCAGAUGUCUUUGCAAAGGCAGGCCUGGAUUCACCCGUCCUGGGCAGCAUCAUAGUGGGGUCAGUCAAUGUUGCUGGUACCCUGCUGGCAGCCACGCUGAUGGACAGGGCGGGCCGUCGCCAGCUGCUGCUCACCAGCCACAUUGUCAUGGCCGCUUGCCUCUUUGCGCUCGCUAUCUCAACAUAUUUGCCAUUGUCAAGGGUGGUGGAGGGAGCAGUGUCAUUGAUCGCAGUGAUGGGCUUUGUGCUGGGCUUCUCAAUUGGCAGUGGGCCCAUCCCCUGGGUGUAUCUGCCCGAGGUGCUGCCCAAUGAGAUCAAGGGCCCCGCCGCUGCGCUGUGCACCAGCCUCAACUGGCUCAGCAACCUCAUCGUGGGCCUCACCUUCCCAGCAAUGCUCGCCCUGUUGCACCUCGGCGGCGCUUACCUGGUCUACGCU
Molecule: messenger RNA, 1230 nt
Organism: Coccomyxa subellipsoidea C-169
Lineage: Eukaryota; Viridiplantae; Chlorophyta; Trebouxiophyceae; Coccomyxaceae
Product: general substrate transporter
Exons: 7
Biological process (GO): transmembrane transport
Cellular component (GO): membrane
Molecular function (GO): myo-inositol:proton symporter activity
Source: RefSeq, a predicted model, not a curated record